Megachile rotundata (alfalfa leafcutting bee) is the source of this 1715-nucleotide messenger RNA. Its product is annotated as reticulocalbin-2. Gene Ontology annotation, cellular component: endoplasmic reticulum. The record is from RefSeq and is a predicted model, not a curated record. Lineage: Eukaryota; Metazoa; Arthropoda; Insecta; Hymenoptera; Megachilidae. Gene Ontology annotation, molecular function: calcium ion binding.
CUUCCGGUUAGAAUCGACUUAUCUAAUUAUUAUCGUGACUUUAAAAAAAGAUGAGUGUUCUUUGAUACAUUCUCACAGCAUCUCCUCUUUCACUGGUUGGACACUGAAGUUAGAAAUAAAUUGUACGCGUCUAUUUUUGAACUCCCUCCCUAGAACAAAAUCAUGACCGCACAUACUGAUCGUGGCUAAAGCAGACUCGACACUUUUUUUUCUUCUUUUGUUUUCACGAGCCGCACUAAGUUGUAGUAUUCCAACACGCAAGUACUGAUAGUCAGAACGCAAGAAUUUUUCAAUGAAAACACAGUGAGUGAUCGUGAUCACAGUGAGCGAUUAUAAUGGAAUUAUAAUGGAAUACAGAAUUUUCUCUGAACCUAUGAUGGGUACACGGCAAAUGCGUGUAACAAUUUCACUGUUCCUUAUUGCCACAACCUUUGGAUUCUAUUCAUUUGCAAAUGCUGCAUCUGCACAUAUUCAUACCCAUGUACAUAACAAACCUACCCAUGAAAGGACAGAAGACGGUGCAUAUAGUCCACGGGAUGUAAAUCAUUAUGCAGGAGGAGAACAUGAUCAGGAGUUUGAUCAUGAAGCUAUUCUUGGAAGCGCGAAAGAAGCACAAGAGUUUGACAAACUUCCAAUGCAAGAAUCAAAAAGGCGCUUAGGAAUAUUGUUGAAGAAAAUGGACUUGAAUAAUGAUAAGUUCAUUGAAAGGAAUGAAUUAAAAGCUUGGAUUUUACGUUCCUUUAGCAUGCUUUCUGAAGAAGAAUCGCAAGAUCGAUUAGAAGAUGCUGACACUGAUGAAGAUGGUAAAGUUAGCUGGAAUGAAAUUCUACAAGAUACAUAUGGCACAGAUGCAGAAGACUUAGCCAUGGAUGACAAGCUAAUAAAUGAUGAUAAGCAAACAUUUGAUGCUGCUGAUAUGGACAAAAAUGGUUAUCUGGAUGCAGAAGAAUUCAAAGCCUACACACAUCCUGAAGAAACACCUAGAAUGUUUCCACUUUUAUUAAGGCAAGCUUUGGAUGAUAAAGAUAAUGAUAAAGAUGGAUUUAUUAGCUUCCAAGAAUUUAUUGGAAAUAGAGGCAAGGCAGAAGAUAAGGAGUGGUUACUAAUAGAGAAAGAUAAAUUCGAUUAUGAACAUGAUAAAAAUGGAGAUGGUAGACUAGAUUCAGAUGAAAUACUUUCUUGGCUAGUACCAAGCAACGAGGAAAUUGCAAGUGACGAGGUAGACCAUUUGUUCGCUGCAUCCGACGAUGAUCAUGAUAACAGGUUAUCAUUCGAUGAGAUUUUAGAUCAUCAUGACACUUUUGUAGGCAGCGAAGCAACUGACUAUGGUGAUCAUUUACAAGAUAUUGAACGUUUUACUGACGAACUUUGAGAAUAAAUUAGCACAAAUUUUAUCUCUUUUCGUAAUUCCUAUGAUAAUCUUAUACAUGACUGAAAAUAUUUUUAAUACUUCUUAAUGCCACUCUUUCAGCUCUACUAUGUUUUAGUAUUCCUACUUAUCCUACGUUUAGAAUCUAUUUAUAUUACAUCUAGUUAUGCAGAACUAUUUGUAAUUGCACAAAAUAUUUAAAAUACUCGACAAAUAGUAUCUCACAUAUACAGUCUUCCAAUUUUUAUGAAACUUUCGUGCCAUAGAAACGGUGGCAUUACGUUAAAGCUAUAUUGAAACUGUAAGAUUUAUGUUAUAUAUUAUUACAGUAAAAGUUACCAAUUAC